Molecule: messenger RNA, 354 nt
Organism: Miscanthus lutarioriparius
Lineage: Eukaryota; Viridiplantae; Streptophyta; Magnoliopsida; Poales; Poaceae
Source: the annotation of a GenBank genome assembly
AUGGCCCUUCGACUGGCCCUGAGGCAGCCACCGCUUUCCUGCAACCUGGUGCUCUGCAUAGAGAGAAUGGCGUUCGCUAGCAGCUGCAGCUCUCCCACCGCCAAUCCCCCAGCUGCUGCUGCUCCAAGCAAUAACGACCCUCCGGCUGACGCCGCCACUAAUCCUCCAGCUCCUCCGCCCGUUGAGGCUCCGACCGCUCCAUGUCCAUGCCCAGCCGAUGGUAGUUGUACUGGUACACAUGCUCCAGAAGGUGAGAAGGCCGGCGGAGAUGUUCCUCCAGCUGAUCCAAGUCACAGAGGUCCACCAAUAACGCACGGUUAUUACACGCCGACGCACCAGCCGCAUGAUCCCUGA